AUGAAUAGAUCACAAGUGAUAACGCUACUAAGAGACCAACAUGAAUCAAUAAUACAUAAGAGAAUGAUAAAAUUGACUUCUUUGUCGAUCAAACCAUACGAUUUAAUUGAAUAUAUAUUUGAAUAUUUACAAUCAUUUGACAACCAACCAAUAAUAGAAAAGUUAUCAUUGCCAUCAAAUAAUCUAUAUGAAAUACCGUCUAACUUUGGUAGUAUACUGAAAAACUUAAAGUAUCUAGAUUUGCAUCAAAACCAGUUAACUUUUUUAAGUAAUAAUUUUAUAGACGAUUUACCAUUAUUAGAAAUAUUAGACUUAUCUUCAAAUAAGUUAUCUCACCUACCAAACUCCAUUUCUUCACUACAUUACUUAAAAGUGUUAUCAAUCAAGGACAAUGACUUCAAAUAUAUCGCUCCAGAAUUGGGAGAAUUAAGAAAUUUAGACCUUAUAGAGUUGUCGAAUAAUCCAUUAAUCAUGCCUUCAACUGAACUAAUUUCAAAUUUACAAUCUCAAGGAUCAGACUUGGAAUGGGUGAGUGAGCUCAAAAACUAUUUACUAAUAAAUAGUUCAAUAUUGUAUCAGAAAUUGGAGGAGUCUAAAGACGAUCAAUUUCAAACUAUGGAUCAUUUUCAUAGCUCUAAUAAUUCCUUACAUAUCACUCCACCAAGUAUGCAGAGAUCACAAAGUAUUAGUGAGUCAACCAAAAUUAAAACAUCAACAAAAGCUUCUAAAAGAAUGGGUUUAAUAAUAAAAAAGACAGAUGAAGAUGGAAAUAUCACAGAAGAUAUAAGUAAUUCAUCCAUGCAUUCAAUUCCAAGGCAUUUAACUCAAGAUGAUCCACCUCAUUCUGCAUCAGCUGUUGAAACUAGCUUCCAAAUUUCCAGUCCACCACCACAACCUAUGCAAACAAAUUUAACAGCCCCCAAUUCAACAUCAACCUCACCAUUAACAACACUUGUCAAACCAACAAUAAGAUCAAGAUCAAAUACAAUGAAAGAAAUUGAUAAAAUAUUAGAAAAAAAUGAAAGUGUUGAUACUGAACAUAAAUCAAGUGCUUAUUUUAGAAGACUAUCUACUUUACAAGAACAACCUUCAGAUGAAAGUGAGGGUAAUAUCUCAACUAUAAAGCAUAUGCCAAGACAAACAUUGGAUCCUAACUUCAGACAACCACAGCCACAAUCACAAUCACAACCAACACCUUCAUCGUCAUUACCUCAAACUACAACAACGUCAUCCCAUAUACCUAUAUCAUCAGAUGGAUCACCCAAUAGAGUAAUACAACCUCCAAAGAAGCACACGAAUCCUGUUAUAAUCAAAGUAUCAAGAAAAGUGCUAUUUUCAUUCAGUGAACUACACUCAUCGAUUAGAAGAUUUACUGCAUUUUGUACUGAUAAAAAGGUAACAAUGAAGAUGGUCUCAUACCUAUAUGGUACAAAAUCAAAUAUUGAUGCAUUAGUCGAAAAUUUAGAAAUCGUUGAAGAAAAUGGUGGUAAUUCUGAACAAAUAGCACAAUCAUUACAAACUUGUAUAGUUUCAUUCAAGUCAAUUAUGAAUUUGCUACAUGAGAAUAUUACUAAAUUCGUUAGUAAAAUUGAUGUUUGCUUCAUAAGGAUGUUGUACUUAUCAAUAUUUGGGUCAAUUAGUGAAUUGCAAAAUGCUUAUAAUUUACUCACAAUUAAGUCAUCCCCAGUAAAAGCAUUGCCUACUGACUUGAAACAAAAAUUAACUAUCAAUACUAACGUCGGAUCAUCGUUCAAUGAAGUUGAUGAAAAAUUAUAUGCUACAAUUGAAACUGCAAUUUCAAAUGCACAAUCCAUUUUUACUGAUCUAAAUAAGGAUGUUAAUAGAGGUGCAACUGCACAUUCUGCUUCAGUACUGCCAAACGUUGCUUCAAAGAUUAAAGAUCUUGUAAGCAAUUGUGGGUCAUCUUUAGAUGUCAUUAAAAGAUUAAGCACUAGACUUAUCACGAUCAGAAAUAACCCUUCUCAAACUACAAAGAAAAUAUUUGCUGAAGAAAUAAAUCAGUUUUUAAAAUCGAUUGUGCAAAUUUUGGCGACAGUGAAAGGAAUCGUUGUUGAUAUUCCAAUUUUAGAAGAUGUACGUAUUUCAAUGUCAAGUAUUACAAAAACUGCAAAAGAAGUUACAUACAUGUUAGAAAUUUCGUCUUAUAAAGCAUUGUUAGCAGAAUCAGCAAGUAAUCCUUCAGUUCAACCACCAAGUUUUACACCAAUAUCGGCUCAUGCACCAGCAUUACCAUCUACUGCAACUUUCUCCAACGGUCCAGUACCUAUGAGAAAUCCAAUGAUGCCAACAAAUAAUGCAUCGACUGCCAAUUUACAAGAACAAGAUACAUCAUCGUUAUCCAUACAAUCAAAUGGUCCAUUAACUGCUCCACCUCAAUCUACGGGACAAAUGUUUGCUAAAAAUGGUAUGAAUCCAUUUGAUAAAUUAAUUAUGACUAAAAAUGAAGACUUAUGA
Molecule: messenger RNA, 2475 nt
Organism: Lodderomyces jiufengensis
Lineage: Eukaryota; Fungi; Ascomycota; Pichiomycetes; Serinales; Debaryomycetaceae
Gene: SOG2
Product: Sog2p
Exons: 1
Coding region: 1-2475 (824 amino acids)
Molecular function (GO): protein binding
Source: RefSeq, a predicted model, not a curated record